Messenger RNA from Cladophialophora bantiana CBS 173.52, 1572 nucleotides. RefSeq lists its product as uncharacterized. The record is from RefSeq and is a predicted model, not a curated record. Gene Ontology annotation, cellular component: mitochondrion. Gene Ontology annotation, biological process: asparaginyl-tRNA aminoacylation. Gene Ontology annotation, molecular function: ATP binding; asparagine-tRNA ligase activity. Bases 1 to 1572 code for a protein of 523 amino acids. Lineage: Eukaryota; Fungi; Ascomycota; Eurotiomycetes; Chaetothyriales; Herpotrichiellaceae. The transcript is spliced from 3 exons.
AUGCCAGACUCUCGAGUGAUGCCGAGUACGUCAACGGACGACGAGCCAACGAACCCGUCAAGAUUGCAGGCCUGGUCCGCAGUAUCAGGAAGCAGAAGAACGUCGCCUUUGCCCGGAUCGGUGAUGGUUCUACGCUCGCGAAUGUCCAGGCUGUGUUUCCGGAUCCGCAAUUGGCCAAAGAAGCAUGGGCAAUUUCUGACACCAAGCUCCAGCAUUACCAACGGUGCAUACGUCUUGUUGGUAGGCAAGUGGAUUCCUUCCAAGGGAGCAGGACAAAGUCAUGAACUGCAAGUCGAGAAGAUUGAAUCACUAGGUGAUGGCAAUACCUCUGAGAACCCAAUCCAAAAGCAAUCCAUGUCGACUGAUUUUCUCCGAACGGUCCCUCACCUUCGAAUGCGCACAGCCUUUCACUCCCUGGUCAACCGGACUCGCAGCCAAAUGAUCUCCGCCAUCGUGUCGCACUUUUCCAACCUACCAGACCCCGUGUAUCAAGUACUGCCGCCGCUGAUAACCUCGUCCGAUUGUGAAGGUGCGGGAGAAGCUUUCACUAUAGCUCCGCAAAGCCACGAGCAACUUCCAGGAACAACACCAGACACGUCCAAGGGACAAGAGAAGCUGUACUUUCGAGAACCAAAAUACCUCACUGUAUCAUCACAGCUACAUCUUGAGGCACAUGCCGCUGAACAAGGGGAUGUCUUUGCCUUCUCUCCCACCUUCCGCGCCGAAGAAAGUGAUACCCCACGGCAUCUUGCGGAAUUUUAUAUGCUCGAGGUUGAACAUCGACAUGUUGCUUUCAAAGACCUCCUAUCCCGAGUGCAGAGCUUGGUGACAUAUCUGGCGCAAUCACUUCAAGAGCAUCGCACGGGCAGGGAACUUGUGGAGUACUACUCGGACCAGAAACACCGCUCUUCAGAUGCAGACUUUGUGGACCUGCAAGAUCGCUGGGACAGACUCACGGGGAAGUGGCACGAAGUGGACUACACAUCGGCAAUGAACUCGCUGAUAAAAGCUCAUGAAUUGAGUGGUGCCAAGCUUUUUGCUCACCGUCCUCAAUGGAACCAAGGAUUGCAAUUAGAACAUGAGCGGUGGAUCGUGGACCAUCUUGCAGAGGGCAAGCCAGUGUUUGUCACGCAUUACCCGAAAGAUGUCAAGCCAUUCUACAUGCUCCCUUCAUCGGCAAUGACUCCUCAGCGAGAUAUUCCUCGAUCGGAGUUCAGCGGCGAUACUAUGGCUUGCUUCGACCUUCUUCUUCCCUUUGGGUAUUGCGAAGUCGUCGGGGGAAGUCUCAGAGAACACCGGCUCGAGCAUCUCAUUCAGUCUAUGCGUCAAAAGGGGCUUAUCAAGAGAACUGAGCUGUCGAAUGGUGAGAAUAACGGGAAUGGUUAUCCGUUUCUGGAAAAGGGAGAGAGUUUGGGAAACAUGAAGUGGUACGCCGAUCUUCGACGAUUCGGAAGCAGUCCGCAUGGAGGCUACGGCCUGGGAUUUGAUCGCUUGCUGGCCUACAUGGCCGGUGUCAACAAUUUGAGAGAGGUCGUUCCGUUCCCGAGGACCUGGGGGCGGGCGGAUUGCUGA